Saccostrea cuccullata (small rock oyster) is the source of this 2514-nucleotide messenger RNA. Its product is annotated as molecular chaperone MKKS-like. Lineage: Eukaryota; Metazoa; Mollusca; Bivalvia; Ostreida; Ostreidae. The transcript has 5 exons. The coding region runs from base 588 to 2330 and encodes 580 amino acids. The record is from RefSeq and is a predicted model, not a curated record. Gene Ontology annotation, biological process: chaperone-mediated protein complex assembly; developmental process; protein folding. Gene Ontology annotation, cellular component: cytoplasm; nucleus; kinociliary basal body. Gene Ontology annotation, molecular function: ATP binding.
ACUAGCAUAGAAUGAGCAAUGAGAGGUAAUAUAAAUAUCCCUAAGCUUGGUGCUGUCCUCACUGCUUUUUUUGGAUCUUGGUAUCUGCUGCACAUAUCCUGGCUUAAAUACUCAGAAGAAAGAGAGAAAAAAUUAUUAGAGGUUGCAAAGAAAGAAGUUUUUGAGAAGUAUCCAGAACUGCGUCCAUAUGUGAACUUAGAUAAGGAUGACUUUGCCGAAUAUAAGGAAAAAUAUGCACAGAAGCUAGAAAGGAAAGACUGAUAACAUUUAUGAAAAUUAUUCAUUAGCCAUAAUUUAAAGGAUACUAUAUAUCACAUGCUUACCAAUUGACAAUGCAAAAACCUACUCGAACUCGAAUUGUGAAAUCACCCAAACAGUUCUUAGGAAUUUUGUUAGGUACAGUAUUAUUAAGGAAAGCUUUGGAGAAAUAUAAACUUCAUACUAUUCGCAUGGACGUGCCCUCCACAGGGUUAGAAAGAUAUGAAAUUAGGAGAGCUAAACUGGAGGAAAGGAAGAGACGUGAACAGAGUCAGUUUAUUCGGGUCAGUGAGAUAGAAGAAACUUCAUAACAUUGAAGAGCUAUAGGAAUGAGUGGAAGGAAAAGUGUGAAGGAGGAGAGCAAGGUUCAUCAUGGCGAGCUCAAAGAAAACCUAGAAGGAGUAAAAUUAUUAAAAAACAUAGUCCAGACUAGCCGGGGGCCACAUGGUAAGGUCAAGGUCAUACAGAAUGCUUGUGGUGGACAUGUGACCUUGACCUCAUCAUCUGGGCGACUUUUACCUGUGUUAUCUGUAUCAAAGCCACUUCUUAAGCUCUUAGUGACCUCCGCUGAAGGUCAUCUUCAGAAGUUCAGUGAUGGAGGAUUGUCUCUGAUGGCCUGGUGCCUGAAUAUUGUGGAAUCAGCCGAGAAUUCUGUUGUUAAUAACAGAGUUUUGAUAGAACUAAAUGACGAACUGAUGGAACUGGCCUUGAGUGUGUUGAAUGCUGACAGUUUUCCAGGAAAAGUCCAUCUUUCUUUGUCUAAUACUGUUAAAAUUUUAUCACUAGUGAAAACAAUUCUUUCAUCUAAACCUCUGUGUAAAUUGUCAGGUGAAUGUCUAAAGCAUAUAGCAUCUUUACUUGUUGAAUGUUUCUUGACCUCUAUGAAAGAAGAUCAUAAGAAUGCUAAUGGUGUCAUGAUUUUGACUUCAGAGGGUACAUCAGUGGACCAGUCUAAAUAUUUACCAGGGAUUUUAUUAUUUUAUCCAGAAAUUUCUUCUUCUCAGACAAAGACUCUUCAUUUUAACAUGAUAAAAGAUGGAAGAAUUUUGGUUGCCUUGGUGACAACAUCCAUGUCGGGUGACAGUGAAGAGGUCAUUCAAGGUCAAUAUCAUCAGAAUACUGAAGUGAAUGCACAGCAAACAGUAAUAGAAUAUAUCAUGACAUUUUGUAAUCGCAUAAUUGACCAUAAAGUAGGAGUGAUUAUGUGUCAAAGGGUCAUCCAUCCAAAAAUAAAAACAUAUCUGAGAAGGAAGGGAGUAUUUGUAAUUGAACGAAUGGGAGCAAGGAUUACCAGCUAUGUACAGGAUUUGACAGGCUCAAUCCCUAUAGAUUCAUUCUCCUGUGACCCAAUGAAGAACGUAGGUUGGUUGGAUGCUGUAGACCAUGUCAUUCUGAACAAGAAGAGUUACCUCCACUUACAGAGAGCAGACAGAGGAGUUAACUCCCUUUUGUUGUAUGGUAUGGAGGAAGAGACAGUAUCAGAGCUCAAGUUGGUGUGCGAGACAGCAUUGAGUAGCUUACAGAACACUAUACAGUAUCCCAUAGUUCUCUGUGGUGGAGGAUGCUGGGAAACAAGUCUGGCAUUCAGUAUCAAACAAAAGAUGGAAGAAAAAAGAUCUUCAAUUCUUGAGAAGACCAUGUGUACACCAUCAGCAUUAUCAGCGGCCUGUGAAAUCUUUUGUAAUAGCUUAUUAAAGGUUGCCAGGUCAUCGGGGUACCCUGGGGUUAUGAUGAUGACGGCCUAUCCUACCUUUCACUGCUGGAGAGUUCCACUUGAUAGUGAUGAGCACUAUGACCUUGACACUCUGAAAUGUUCAUGUGGGAUGGUGACUGAGAAAAUGGAUACUUUGAUUUCUGUGAAUGACAUAAAGAUUGAUUCACACUCCUCAAUAAAUGACACAGUUUUGAAAAAUGAAAUAAGUAAUCUUCAACAGAUUUCUCAAACUAAAUCUUGUCAUGUAGAUUCCUAUAUUUCUAAUGUCAGUGCUUUAAAAAAUGCUGUAUCUACAGCCAACAUGAUGUUAAAUGUUGGAAAUUGUUUGCAGGAUAUUAACGGAACUUGUGGGUAUUAGUACCGUUAAUUGCUUUAUAAUUGACAGUUGUGAAUUUAAAUUAUAUACUUGUAAAUUCACCUAUAAAGGAAUAUUUGUAUUAAAUUUCAAAGCUUUUCAAACUAUGAAGUGACACUGGUUACCUUACAUGUAUGUCUGUCUACUCUUUGUCAAUAUAUACAUUUCUUCCUGAUGCAGAGCCUUA